CCCAGAGCCCAAGGUGCAGGCCAGCUGGGCCUGCAGCAAACACUCCACGGUCCCCGGGCAGGCUGCAUGCAGGUGAGGCCAGUCUGCAGGUGCUCCCCCAGUGGGGCCCUGGUUGCCGGGCGCUAAAGCAAACGGGCUCUAUUUGCCCAGUCUGGGAUGACAAUGCCGUCACCAAAUAUUUGCCAGCCCCAGGCGGCUGCAGAGCCUGGCUAUAAAUGCUUGAGCCCAGGUGGAGGUGGGCCUGCCCAGUGAGAGCUGCAGGCCUUGGCCAGGUAGGAGCCUGGGCUCAGGGGCGGGUGGGGGCUCAGGGCCUGUGAGCCCUUCUUCUAGCUGCCCUGCAGGGACCAACCACAGGGAGUGCUAGGCUGGCCCAGGGCUGGGUUGGGCGUGGGGUCAGGUGGCUGGGGACAGGGUGCCUAUCUGGGCUGCCCAGUGCCAGGACCACCAGAUGACUCCAUGGGUGGGGUGUCCUCAGCAGCGUGAGCGAAAUGAGGACAAUGGCAUGGCCUGCAGGUAGGAGGAAGGCCCCAGCAGCUCACCUCCUGCAUGUGAGGGAGGGGCAGGCGCCCAGGUCAGCUGACCUCCCCUUGAUCUCCUUCACUUUCUUCCCCCUCCUGUUGAGGCCCCUGCCCAGAAAGGCUCAGAAUGUCUCUACAUUCUAGAGUGGCUGGGGGCACUUGUCCAUAGGGUGGGGCUUGGGGUUCAGAACCAGCCCUCCCCUGGCAAGUGUUCAGGAGGAGAGCUGCUCCUGUCCCCAUCGGUCACUUCCCUAGACUCACACCCUUACCUCUCUUGGGUGUCCUGAACAGGUACGGUGGCCUCUGUGGCCUCCAGGGAGACUCUGCUUUGGCUGCCCUGCCAUCAGUGAGAGAUGCCUAGCUGGGGCUGCUGGGAGCAGGUCAACCUUGUUCUGUGACUGCAGGCUGUACUCAAUGGGACAGUACAGCUUGCCCUCCGUCAGACCCACCCAUUGAUCAAGAGCCAUAAAGCCCCAUGGUUCUGUCUUAGAAGCUCCUCACCUGAUCCUGGGCAGCUACUACCCCCAUCCUCACUCUCUGGGGAGCCCUAGCACCUGGGACUUCUAGUGGCACCAUCCCACUUCCCUCCCUGCAGCCCCUGACUGCCUCACAUAGAACAUCACUGACUGACUGCUCUGGGAGAGUGACCAGCCCCAACCUGGAAUAGCUCCCCUGGGCCAUACUCCAGCAAGGUCUCACCCCAUGGCAGCCACCCCCCUGGUGCCAUGGCCACAUGCCCUCAGUGCCUGUCAUGUCCCUCUCUGCAUCUCACCCCUGCAGAACUUGUGCCCUCACCAAGCAUGGCCUGCAGUGGCCAAUCCUCCGUGGGGUUGGGGCUUCUGGUUUGGGGUCAGAGUGCAGUGGCUGCCAAGUGGCCAGGGAACAGCCAGGGCUGACUGAAACUUGCCCAUCUCUGCCUCCCUCCCCAGACAGUGCCUGGCACCUCACAGGAGACAGUGAGGAGAUGGCCACAGGCGUGAUUCGGCCCCUGUGUGACUUCUGGCUACCCCCUCAUUCUUUCCUGCUCUCAAACCUGGAGCCACCAGAAAUGGAAGAAGAGGAGGAGGAGGAGCUGGAGCUGGAAGGUGAGGGGCCAUGGGACUGCAGCCCAGCCCCCCAGUGCUCAGGCAGGGCUGAGGCCACCCUGGAAGUGGCCCCUCUCGGUCCCAGCCGCCCCGAGACACCACUAAAGCUACUGCAAUUCUCUGAGCUCAUCAGCAGUGAUAUCCAGCGGUACUUUGGCCGCAAGGACAAGGAGCAGGACCCAGACGCCUGCGACAUUUAUGCUGAUGGCCAUCCAACCCGCAGCCCUUCCAGGGGAGAGAUCUACUACGCUGACCUGGUGAACCUGGUCCAGGCUGGGCCCUUAGGGGACAAAGAGGCCCUUGAGCCCAGGGUCAGCUCACUGGGAGGCCCCGAGGGUCAGGCGCUCACACUGGGCAUCGGCAGGGAUGGGGCACAGCCGCUGGGACCUCUGGCUGAGCUCUUCGACUACGGUCUCCGAAGCUAUGUGGAGCCUAGGGCACCAGCCAGCUGCAGAGAGAGGCUGGAGCGCAAGUACGGCCACAUCACACCCAUGGCCCAGAGGAAGCUGCCCCCAUCCUUCUGGAGGGAGCCUGCCCCCAGCUCCUUGGGCCUGCUCCACCCCGGUACACCAGACUUCAGCGAUCUGCUGGCCAGCUGGUCAGCUGAGGCCUGUCCUGAGCUGCCCAGUGGGGUGGCUCCAGCCCUAGAUGGGGCCCAGCUGGCUGAGGCCUAGCAA
Molecule: messenger RNA, 2280 nt
Organism: Nycticebus coucang (slow loris)
Lineage: Eukaryota; Metazoa; Chordata; Mammalia; Primates; Lorisidae
Gene: PERCC1
Product: proline and glutamate rich with coiled coil 1
Exons: 1
Coding region: 1252-2277 (341 amino acids)
Source: RefSeq, a predicted model, not a curated record